Dicrocoelium dendriticum is the source of this 459-nucleotide messenger RNA. Lineage: Eukaryota; Metazoa; Platyhelminthes; Trematoda; Plagiorchiida; Dicrocoeliidae. The record is from the annotation of a GenBank genome assembly.
AUGCUAGAUCGCCUAAUCGCUGUGAUGUUCACGUCAAAAUGCUUACUACUGCUUGCAAUUACGUUUGAGUCAUGCCAACUGGAGCGUCAACAUAUGGCUGUCACCAAAAACUGUAACACAACCAUCCGGAUUGCCAUGGGAUUCGUUGGAGAUUAUUUAACGGGCGAAUGGCGCAGCGCAUAUGGAAGCGCAACUGAGGUGAUGCAUAUUGCGGAGACAACCUGCUCGAAAUAUGACAAAUUGGUGAAUACUGAGAAAAGAUCGGGCAUCAAGAACUUCACUUGCGUUGUAUCCGGUCCACACUUGGGACAUUUGGAAGGGGAAUUUGUCUUACAAUUCGAGUCAGAUGAAGUGGACGUCAUCACAUUAACACAAGAGGGCUUGGAAAAGCGAAACCAAGAAGAAACUGGUUACGACAUCGCUGACUUGCAACUGAAAGUCCUAAAUGCUCCAACUUAA